This is a messenger RNA of Nymphaea colorata (pocket water lily), 3450 nucleotides long. RefSeq names its product E3 ubiquitin-protein ligase JMJ24. The transcript has 14 exons. Gene Ontology annotation, biological process: regulation of transcription by RNA polymerase II. Bases 415 to 3330 code for a protein of 971 amino acids. Gene Ontology annotation, cellular component: histone deacetylase complex; chromatin. Lineage: Eukaryota; Viridiplantae; Streptophyta; Magnoliopsida; Nymphaeales; Nymphaeaceae. Gene Ontology annotation, molecular function: chromatin DNA binding; transcription coregulator activity; histone H3K9 demethylase activity. The record is from RefSeq and is a predicted model, not a curated record.
CUCUGCGUCUGAGACUGGAAAAGAAGGGAAAAAUGAAAAAAGGAGAGUCCAGAGGGGAACCGUUCCAGUCCACAGAGAGACGGAGAGGGACGCCCUGGCUCUCUCAAAUUCUUUGUCCAUCAAAAAAAAAAAAGAGGAAAAAAAAUGCCCCUGCCCGCUUCUGUACUUGCAGCCGAAGCGCCUGUCCCUCUCUUCCGCGGCGCUCCCUCUUCUUCUUCUUCUUCUUCUUCUUCACACUCCUUUUCUUUCCGUAUUUAUAACGAAGGAAGAGACCCGGGGAAAAAGGGGACCCUUCUUCCUUUCUCCCUUCCGUGCCUCUUGGAUUUUGUCCACCCUUCGAGAUCCUCAGAACGCCACCCUUCCCUGAAAAGGGAGAAUUAUUGAAGCGGUAAUUGUGACUUGGUAUCUUCUAUAAUGGAUCACCAUAGACCAUCAUCUAACAAUGUUGACGAUAAUGUUGGCAUUCCGGAGGAUUUGAGGUGCAAAAGGUCAGAUGGCAAACAAUGGAGAUGCAGUGCACUGUCUAUGCCAGACAAAACAGUGUGCGAGAAGCAUUACAUUCAGGCAAAGAAAAGAGCAGCAAAUUCUGCAUUGCGUGCCAGUUUGAAGAAGGCGAAGAGAAAGUCCAUGGAUGACACUGAUGUUUAUUUGGAAAGUAAGAAGGAUGAAAUGGACAUGCUACUUGUUAACACGAAGGCAGGCCAGGAACUCAUGGGUUCGUUAAAGAAAUCUAAGGAUAAGUCUUCAAAAAACCAGUUGAUGCAUUCUCAGGACUUUGUACAUGCAAAAAAUUCGGCCUCUCGCACUGUUCAGAGAUACAAUGAAGAGACACCGAAAGACGUGGCUCUGAAUGAUGACCACAGGAUUAAGUUCGUCUACAAGUCACCCACUUCAGGUUCUUCUUCAAGAAGCAAAAGUCAGAAGAGCCUUAUGGGAAAGGCUUUUGUGGAAAAUUCUGGAAGGAGCACAGAGUCAUCUGGGGAGGCUAGUGGGCAGACAUGUCAUCAGUGUCGGAGGAAUGACAAAGGAAGGGUAAUCUGGUGUUUGAAAUGUGAAAGGAAAGGUUAUUGUACUGGAUGUAUUUCUAAAUGGUAUCCUGAUGUUCCUGAAGAGGAUAUUCAAAAGGCCUGUCCGGUGUGCCGUGGAAAUUGCAAUUGCAAAUUAUGCUUAUCAGGCGACAAUCUAAUAAAGGUCAAGAUACAUGAGAUAGCUGCAAAGCAUAAGCUGCAGUAUCUCCAUCGUCUUCUUUCAUUAGUUCUUCCUUUGCUUAAGCAGAUUCAUAAGGAGCAGUCCUUGGAAAUAGAAGUGGAAAUGAGCGCUAAAGGAGCUAAUCUGGAUGUACCUCGGGUGAGAUUAAGUGUGGAAGACAUGCUGUCCUGUGAUUGCUGCAAGAUGCCUAUUAUUGACUAUCACCGGCAUUGCACAAAUUGUGCUUUUGAUUUGUGUCUCACCUGCUGCUGUGAACUAAGGAAUAUGAUCCAAGGUGGCGAUGAAAAGGAAUUGGUAGAAGAAGACUUAAUGAGCACAGGGAAAGCUGAAGUGAUCCUGUCAGAACCUCCCAAACAACAUGGAACAACCACAGGACAGGAAAACUCUUCUAAACACAGGAUCGACUUUUCUCAUUUAUUCCCUGGUUGGAUUUUGAGUAGCAAUGGCAGUAUUCCGUGCCCACCAAGAGAAUGUGGUGGCUGUGGUUACGAGUCCCUAGUGCUGCAACGAGUAUUUAAACUCAACUGGCUUGUGAAGCUGCAAAAGCGUGCUGAAGAAAUAGUCAGUGGUUGCCAGGUCAAUGAAAUGGAAAAUUCACAUUCAUGCCUUGCUUGCUCAGGUGACAAGCCAUCUGAAACCAAUGGCCUUAAUGAUAAUGUCUGCAAAUCAGCAAAUAGAAACAGUAGCAAUGACAACUUCUUGUAUUGCCCAUCAUCUGAUGAUGUAAAUUUGGAAGGCUGUCAGCAUUUUCAAAAACACUGGGCUAGAGGUGAACCUAUUAUUGUUAGGAAUGUCUUCUCUAGCACAUCAGCUUCCUGCUGGGAUCCCAUGGAUAUAUGGAGGGGAAUCCGUGAAACUACAGACGAGAAAGUCAGAGAUGGUAACAGAAUUGUGAAGGCCAUAGAUUGCUUGGACUGGUCAGAGGUUGAUAUUGAACUUGGUCAGUUUUUAAAAGGUUACUCUGAAGGACGCAUCCAUGAAAAUGGCUGGCCACAGAUGUUGAAAUUAAAAGACUGGCCAUCUUGUCAAGCACUGGAAGAAUUUUUAUUGUACCAGAGAGCGGAAUUUAUUAGUUCAUUGCCCCUACUUGAGUAUGUUCAUUCCAAAUGGGGCAUUCUCAAUCUGGCUGCUAAGCUGCCUCUGGGGUCAUCCAGGAACAACCUUGAGCCCAAGCUUUUCAUUUCUUACGGUACAUAUGAUGAACUAGGAAGAGGGGAUUCAGUGACCAAUCUCCAUGUUAAUAGUGGUGACGUGGUUCACUUGUUGAUGCAUGCAUCUGAAGUAAAGUUUCAAGGAUGGCAAAGGGCAAAAAUUGAAAAGAUACAACGGACUUUUAGGGCAAUGGAUGCAAAGGAUAAUUCAGGAGAUGGGAAAGCCUCUGAAGCUACUGAAAGUCAGACUGAGAAAGAAAAAGCUGAUCUGGUGGCUGCAGAACCAUGUAAACAGAAUGGAAAUUUUGCAGAGUUAACUAUAAAAGGGGUGGAGGCCAUGGAUGACCAUGCAAGUCACGGGAUGAAAACUAUUUCAGGUGAGAGGACAAAUACAGCUGGAAAGCAACAUGCUGGAGUUCGUUGGGAGGUAUUUCGUCGGCAGGAUGUCUCUAAAUUGAAUGAGUAUCUGAAAGUUCAUUGGAAAGAAUUUAGAAGUCGCAGUGCUCUAUCAAACGAUGCAUUUGUGCAUCCUGUCUAUGAUCAAAUAAUUUUUUUGAAUGAAGACCACAAGAGAAAGCUGAAGGAAGAGUUUGAUGUAGAGCCCUGGGCGUUUGAGCAACAUGUUGGGGAGGCGGUUUUCAUUCCAGCUGGAUGCCCAUGCCAAGUCCGUAAUCUUCAGUCCUCCGUCCAACUCGGCUUGGAAUUCCUAUCCCCUGAGAGCUUGCAAGAGUCUGUGAAUCUGUUACAAGAAAUCCGUUGUCUACCAAAUGAUCAUGAGGCGAAGAAGUGCCCAUUGGAGGUGGGAAAAAUGGCAUUGUAUGCUGCCAGUUGGGCAAUAAGAGAAGUACAGAAGUUGGUACUCGACCCCAGGCUUGAUUCAGAUGUUCGAGCGGAGGAUAGCAUCCUCACAUCUCUAGUUGUGGAUAACUUGGAAAAGAUCACGAAACAGAGACAAAUUACAUGCAGCUGAACUUUUGCUCAUCUUUGAGUUGCUUCUCUGGUUUGUAUUAUAUGUAACCUGGUAAUCAUGAUCGGAAUUUUGUAAUAUAGAACAUUUAAUAUAUAUAUAAUGUGUAUCUUUUUAUUUGUA